Molecule: messenger RNA, 1707 nt
Organism: Procambarus clarkii (red swamp crayfish)
Lineage: Eukaryota; Metazoa; Arthropoda; Malacostraca; Decapoda; Cambaridae
Source: RefSeq, a predicted model, not a curated record
AUGAGGUUCGUUGAUGAAUCGCCAAAUGGUGUUUUAUAUUCCUGUAGACUUGGCUUCUCCCUCGACGUCACAACAGCUGGGGUGUUCGAUCUCUGGGAGGACACAGGCCGCACCGCUGCCGAGUACACGUUGACCAGGCCCACCUCCAAUGGUCUUCAGGUAGUAAUCAAACCCCAGGAACGACUCGCAGGCCGACUCUCGGCACCACCUCUUGGAACACAAGGAGUCAACCGUUGCCACAGAGCCCCUUAUGAACCCCCUCUAACGGUCCGGUACUCCACAACCACUUCAGUACCGGUGCCGGAAGUGACUUUAUCAGUGCCGGAAGUGACUUUAUCAGUGCCGGAAGUGACUGUGUCAGUGCCGGAAGUGACUGUGUCAGUGCCGGAAGUGGUUGUGUCAGUGCCGGAAGUGACUGUGUCAGUGCCGGAAGUGACUGUGUCAGUGCCGGAAGUGACUGUGUCAGUGCCGGAAGUCACUGUGUCAGUGCCGGAAGUGACUGUGUCAGUGCCGGAAGUGACUUUGUCAGUGCCGGAAGUGACUUUGUCAGUGCCGGAAGUGACUUUGACAGUGCCGGAAGUGACUUUGUCAGUGCCGGAAGUCACUUUGUCAGUGCCAGAAGUUACUUUGUCAGUGUCGGAAGUGACUUUGUCAGUGCCGGAAGUCACUUUGUCAGUGCCGGAAGAGACUUUGUCAGUGCCGGAAGUGACUUUGUCAGUGCCGGAAGUGAUUUGGAAUUUGUCAGCGCCGGAAGUAACUUUGUCAGUGCUGGAAGUGAAUUUGUCAGUGCCGGAAGUAACUUUGUCAGUGCCGGAAGUGAAUUUCUCAGUGCCGGAAGUAACCUUUUCAGUACCGGAAGUGAUUUCGUCAGUGCCGGAAGAUACUUUGUCAGUGCCGAAAGUGACUGUGUCAGUGCUGGAAGUGACUGUGUCAGUGCCGGAAGUGACUUUGUCAGUGCCGGAAGUGACUUUGUCAGUGCCAGAAGUAACCUUUUCAGUGCCGGAAGUGACUUUGCCAGUGCCGGAAGUGACUUUGCCAGUGCCGGAAGUGACUGUGUCAGUGCCGGAAGUGACUUUGCCAGUGCCGGAAGUGACUUUGCCAGUGCCGGAAGUGACUGUCAGUGCCGGAAGUGACUUUGUCAGUGCCGGAAGUGACUUUGCCAGUGCCGGAAGUGACUUUGCCAGUGCCGGAAGUGACUGUGUCAGUGCCGGAAGUGACUUUGCCAGUGCCGGAAGUGACUUGCCGGAAGUGACUGUCAGUGCCGGAAGUGACUUUGUCAGUGCCGGAAGUGACUUUGCCAGUGCCGGAAGUGACUUUGCCAGUGCCGGAAGUGACUUUGCCAGUGCCGGAAGUGACUUUGUCAGUGCCGGAAGUGACUUUGCCAGUGCCGGAAGUGACUUUGUCAGUGCCGGAAGUGACUUUGUCAGUGCCGGAAGUGACUUUGUCAGUGCCGGAAGUGACUUUGUCAGUGCCGGAAGUGACUUUGUCAGUGCCGGAAGUGACUUUGCCAGUGCCGGAAGUGACUUUGCCAGUGCCGGAAGUGACUUUGCCAGUGCCGGAAGUGACUUUGCCAGUGCCGGAAGUGACUUUGCCAGUGCCGGAAGUGACUUUGUCAGUGCCGGAAGUGACUUUGUCAGUGCCGGAAGUGACUUUGCCAGUGCCGGAAGUGACCAUUGCAUUACUGGAGUGAUGGCCAUACCCCCAUAG